CUCAAUAAAGUAAUAUUAGAGAGGUACUACUAGAGUACUAUAAUAUAUCUCCGAAGACAAUUCUCAAGUAUGCCGUUUCUAUCACUCUUCAAUUUCCCGCAAAAAACUGAUCCAUUGACAUGAAGCUGAAGAUCUCAGACUAAGUUUACCCGACAACGACAAGAUUUCUGCUUUCAUCUUUGUCUGAGAUCUUUACAGAUUUCUGCUUUAAGUUCCACUACCAAUCAGAAUUAGGUGAACUUCUUUGUAAUAUACUAAGUUGCAGCCAUCAUUUUUGAGGGCAAAUGAUCAUGCUUACUUGUUCUAAUGAAAGUCUUGGAUUCUGUUAGCUCUGAGAAAGAUAAAUAUAUUUGCCAUGGGCGUAAGCUACUUGUCAGUUUCAGCAUUCUGCACUGUUCUGAGCUAUGUCGGACUCCAGUGUUGGAUGGGAAUUUCAGUUGAGAAACUAAAAUCAGAUGGGCUCAUUGGGGAGAGCAUUAUCAACUUUGGGAAUGAAAGCCGUGCACUAGAGAACCUUUUAGGUUCACAUACAACAAUUGCUCUGGGAGCCAAUUUUGCAGUCAACGUAUUUAUACUGCUAGUUUUGUUUCUUAAGACUAUAUUCUUUGGAGAUUUGCACUCAUCAGAAAUCCGAAAGCUGGCUGAGCGUCUUAUCAAUUAUGUUAUUUCCAAGGGAACUUUUCUUCCAUUGGUUGUUCCACCUACGCUGUAUCAAGCAGGCCUGUGGUCAACGUGGCUAGCUGUUCUUUGCUUUUUAAAGAUGUUUCAAGCUUUAGCUAGGGAUCGACUUGAACGAUUGAAUGCCUCUCCUUCAGCUACUCCCUGGUCAUAUUUCCGGGUGUAUUCUGCCUUAUUGCUGGUUCUCUCAGCCAACUUACUCUGGAUGAGGGUGUGCCUGAUUGUAUAUAAAACAAUAAGUUCAUCCCUGUUUUUGUUAUUGUUCUUUGAGCCUCUUAGCAUAGCAUUUGAGACGCUACAGGCUAUUCUUGUUCAUGGAUUUCAGCUGCUUGACAUAUAUAUCCAUGACUCAGCAAAUGAUAUUUCAAAUAGUAGAAUAUCCAAGCUCUUUGACAUAUCUGCUGCAGGCUCAUUUGGGGAAUGGAAAGGCGUUCUUAUUCGGAAUAUGGGUUUUCUCCUGGACAUGCUGACUCUGUUGAUGGCCCUCGCUCAUUAUGUGCACAUUUGGUGGCUUCAUGGCAUGGCAUUUCACCUUGUGGAUGCAAUUCUUUUCCUAAAUAUUCGUGCUUUAUUAAGUGCCAUUGUAAAACGGGUCAAAGGGUUUAUUAAACUGAGAAUAGCAUUGGGAACUCUUCAUGGUGCACUUCCUGAUGCAACUUUGGAAGAGCUACGAACUUAUGAUGAUGAAUGUGCCAUUUGCAGGGAACCGAUGGCAAAGGCGAAAAAACUAUCUUGUAAUCAUCUUUUCCAUCUUGCAUGCUUGAGAUCUUGGUUGGAUCAAGGCUUAACUGAAAAUUAUUCAUGUCCCACUUGCCGGAAGCCGUUGUUUAUAGGAAGAAGCGAGAAUGAGGUAAAUCCUCAAACCGUAGAUGUUCGGGGUGAUGAGCUGCUUGCUCGUGAGAUGAGUAUGGGACUUGAUCAGUUGAAUCUUCCUGGUCAUGCACUUCAAAAUGAAGCUUCCCGUAAUCAAAUGCACAAUCCUCUUGAAAGUAGUGAUUGGAGGGGUUCAGGAGUUGAUUCAGGUUGGUUGGGUUUAGAUGGUGCUGGUCCAUCUACAGGCAUCAGGUCAGCGAGUUUGGGUCGGGUUCAGACAGUGAUGAGGCAUCUUGCAGCUGUUGGAGAAACGUAUGCACAAACUGCUCUGGAAGAUGCUGCCUGGAAUCUUUGGUCUAUGCGUGCCUCCCAGGCUGGUACUUCCAGUUCAGCAAUUCCUCCUGCUGGUUCUGUGAGGCACGUUGGAGGUGCUGGAGGGUUGCACUUGAGGACAACCUCACGUGCCACAAACAACAACAUUCCAAACAUACACACUAUGGUUGAAACUGUUAGAGAAGUGCUGCCACACAUACCUGAUGAAAUAAUUUUCGAGGAUUUACAGAGAACGCACUCGGUAACUGUUACUGUGAAUAAUCUUCUGCACAUGUGAUUAUACAUACCUUUCUUUGCGAUACUGUUGUGGUAUGUCUUUCACCGUGGCAGAUCAAAAUUGAAGCUCUGGUUGUGUACAGGAGUGAGGUUUCCAAAUAUGUUGUGGUGCCAAGCCUGUUACUGCAUAUUAUAUCUAAUAUACAUAUAUUUCACUUUUUUGUACAUAUAAAUAACUUAGGGAACCUGCUGUUAGAGACAAAUGCGAUAAUAAUUCCUCUUUCUUUUUUUCUUCCCAUGAAAUAAAUGAUCAUAUUCUUUUGGCACA
Messenger RNA from Solanum verrucosum, 2368 nucleotides. Its product is annotated as E3 ubiquitin protein ligase RIN2. Gene Ontology annotation, cellular component: cytosol; plasma membrane; ubiquitin ligase complex. The transcript has 13 exons. Gene Ontology annotation, biological process: protein ubiquitination; ubiquitin-dependent protein catabolic process; positive regulation of plant-type hypersensitive response. Gene Ontology annotation, molecular function: ubiquitin protein ligase activity; ubiquitin binding. Bases 356 to 2101 code for a protein of 581 amino acids. The record is from RefSeq and is a predicted model, not a curated record. NCBI's taxonomy places the organism in Eukaryota, Viridiplantae, Streptophyta, Magnoliopsida, Solanales, Solanaceae.